This is a messenger RNA of Lipotes vexillifer (Yangtze River dolphin), 581 nucleotides long. It is a transcript of the gene TMEM236, whose product is annotated as transmembrane protein 236. The transcript has a single exon. NCBI's taxonomy places the organism in Eukaryota, Metazoa, Chordata, Mammalia, Artiodactyla, Lipotidae. The record is from RefSeq and is a predicted model, not a curated record. The annotation marks the transcript as partial.
GUAACGAAGACAGGCACAUCCACACGACCAGUUUGCAGCACAUAAAAACUGUGACUGAUGAAUUGAGGCAAAAUGAAGAAAACCUGACACCUUCGCGGCCAGCUGAGAGGACCCGGCUGUCACGGCUACCGGGAGCCACCACAGGGGGCUCAACUCCUGAGCUGGAGGGACCCCAAGAGCCCACCUUCGAACAGGGAAUCCUGAGAAUGAUGUCGCAGCAGGAUGUGCGCGCUGAGAUCUUCCUCAGGAGCUUUCUGCUGUGGUCGGACACCAUAGAAAUGGUGCGGGUGGCCGGGCACCCCAAAGUGUACAAGUCAGGCUGGGUCUACCCUGUCUACAUCUUCAGUUUCAUUUCUCUUCUUCGAAUGAUACUGACUCCCCGGAACCCGCUUCUGAAUUCCCUGGGCAUCGUGCUCCAGGAUCUACCCUUUAUCUUUGUUAGACUUAGUUUAAUCAUUGGCCUGGGAACGAUCACACCCAUCUUGGGCCUUUGUAAAAAUGUACUCGUGACUCUCUCUUAUGCUUACUUCAAUUACUUAACCAAAUUCAGGAUUUUCUCUCCCUUUGAGAUAUCUUUUUAA